Molecule: messenger RNA, 2061 nt
Organism: Xenopus laevis (African clawed frog)
Lineage: Eukaryota; Metazoa; Chordata; Amphibia; Anura; Pipidae
Product: oocyte zinc finger protein XlCOF6.1-like
Exons: 3
Coding region: 390-1580 (396 amino acids)
Source: RefSeq, a predicted model, not a curated record
AGUCACUGAUCCCAGCAGGCAAAAAAAAUCUAUUACUCUGUGAGACUAUUAUUAUUUUCUGUUACGCUUCCCUCCUAUUAUAGUCCACUGCCUGGUUGCUAGGGUAAAUCAAUAUCUCUGCCUUCAUACUAAAAAAAGGUAAUUUGAAAAAGAAGUUCCACAAAAGUAUCCACUCGCAUAUUGUUGAUUGCUGCUAAAUGCCUUCCUAGACGUUGGUCCAUUUUAUCACUGUGGUUCUGUAUCCAUGAGAACAGAAUGAAACCCAAAGUGCAGACCUACUUCGGAUGUAUUCAGCAUUACUACUAUUAUGUCCAGGCUCGUACCUGGCCAGCGGGACACCAGGAAAAAACCCGGUAAAUUUAACCUGACAUGAACAAAAAACGCAGAACAUGGAUUCUGAAGUCUCCCCAAAAACAAAGAAUGGAGAGGAGCCGUCUACAAACAGUUCUCAGGAUACCCAUGAGGGAGAAUGUCCUGAUUCAGAUAUAGGUAUUGACUUUCCAAGUGGUCGAGAUUCCGUUUUAACAGAAGAAAACAAUGUCCCCCGAUAUCCCCUUCGUAGGCUCAAAUGCAUUAAAUCAAGCAAACAGACGUCUACAAAGGUAUCUACUCAAGCUUCUGGGCCUGAUCAUGUAGAAGAAGAAGAAGAGUAUAAUCUAAAAGACAGUAUAGGGGACCAACAAAAGUGUGACGACAAUCAGAAGACAAAUACUGCACUGAAAAUGAAAGUCCAGAAACGUAAUAAAGACACUGCCGACAUCUCAAAGCUCCCAAUUCAAUAUACUCCUUACAAAGUUCAGAAAACCUACAUCUGCACUGAAUGUGGGAGAAGCUGCAUUUCUAGUUCACAUCUGAUAAUACAUCAGAGAUCCCAUACCGGAGAGAGACCUUUUUCAUGCACUGAUUGCGGCAAAAGUUUUGCAAGAAAAUCCUCCCUUGUAAUACAUGAGAGAAUCCACUCUGGAGAGAGGCCGUACACUUGUACACAUUGCGGUAAAAGCUUUACUAGCAGUGCCACGUUGUCUACUCAUAUUAGAAUCCAUACAGGAGAAAGGCCAUACGUCUGUUGGGAAUGUGGUAAAAGCUUUACUAGUAACUCUUCUCUGUUUAUACAUAAUCGAACCCACACAGGAGAAAAACCAUACAUAUGCGUCGAGUGUGGCAAAACAUUUUCUUGCACUUCCGCUCUCGUCAUACAUAAGCGAUCGCACACCGGCGAGAAACCAUUCACUUGCGAUCAUUGUGGGAAGAGCUUUGCCGACAACUCUAGGCUUGUGAAGCAUAAGACAGUUCACACAGGGGACUGGGCAUUCGUGUGCACUGUAUGCGGAAAGGGGUUUACUUGUUACUCAAAUCUUAAUGUGCACCAGAGAUCUCACACCGGAGAGAAACCAUACGCCUGCAGUAAAUGCGACAAAAGGUUUGCACUUAACAGAGAUCUUGUAAGACAUCAAACCACUCACACUGGCGAGAGGCCCUUUUCAUGUUCGGAAUGCGGCAAGAGUUUUACGCGUAAGGCCCACCUAACGACACAUCUGAAAAUUCACUCAAGGGUAAAGACAAAAAUAAACACAGAAUAAAGAACAUGACACAAGGAAAAACGUGCAAGAUUUUGCAAACUCAAGUCAAAGUCGGGUGGUCCUUGACUUUUAUUCUGAUAUUUGAAUUUUAAAACACAACUGGAAACACAAACAAUAUCAUUCGUAGUGCUUUCGGCUUGUAGACCGUACGCUUGGAAUAACAGACUGGGCAGUCUAUCUUGCAUGGGGUUUUUGAAACAUUUGAGAUGUACACAAACCCACCCCAUAUUGUAGCACAAAUGGGACAUUUCAAUAUCAUUUCAGUAGAAAACAAAUCUUUGGCACUUAUGAAGUUUUGCAGAGUAAAAAAAAAAAAGACUGAAUUGACAAGUUCAUACCUGGAGGAUUGUGUUGUAACUUUAUAGAACUUGAUGUAAAUAUUCUCUACAUUUUUAUUGAGAGUACAAAUGCAUGUGCAAUUGUUUUGCACAGACUGGGAGAAAAAUGUGCAAUAUCUGAAAUACAUACUUUUUUGUGUGUA